Molecule: messenger RNA, 367 nt
Organism: Cuscuta europaea
Lineage: Eukaryota; Viridiplantae; Streptophyta; Magnoliopsida; Solanales; Convolvulaceae
Source: the annotation of a GenBank genome assembly
CGAAAAUGAAGCUUAUGAAGUUUUUAAAGAAGGAAUGUUGCUGGCUUUGGAAAAUCUCAAACCGGAAAUAAAAAUGGAAGAUGUUGAUUUGUUCUUCUUUCCAAUAGUGCAACCCAAACACUGUUAUGUUCUAUGCUUGAACAUGAAACAACAACACAUUGAAGUAUUGGACGACACACUAGAUAAGUUGGACAUUGAUGACAAGUAUGGUGAGAUGCCCUAUAGUCUGAGAGAUAUGUUUGUGGAUUACUUAACAGAAGUGAGUCUUGAUAAUGAAUCCAACACGUUUUACACACCGAAUUUGAAGAGGUUGGCAAUGAAUUGGAGAGAAUCCAAGAAUGAGCAUGAUUACGGAUUGUGGAGCAUG